Molecule: messenger RNA, 1343 nt
Organism: Balaenoptera musculus (blue whale)
Lineage: Eukaryota; Metazoa; Chordata; Mammalia; Artiodactyla; Balaenopteridae
Gene: GPATCH11
Product: G-patch domain containing 11
Exons: 9
Coding region: 160-954 (264 amino acids)
Cellular component (GO): kinetochore
Molecular function (GO): nucleic acid binding
Source: RefSeq, a predicted model, not a curated record
CCUGGCCCCGCCUGCCUCCGGUUUCCAAUUGACCCUGGCCGCGGAAACUCUGGUGGAAGCGAAGGCCCAGAGGUCCGGCGCAGGUUGGUGAGCGUCUGCGCAGCGCUAGCUUUCGCGAGCUGGUCUGGGGAGAGUAGAGCUGCCAGAUGGUUUUGCCAUAUGAAGCUGAACAUGGCAGAAGAAGAGGACUAUAUGUCUGAUGCCUUCAUUAAUGUUCAAGAAGAUAUCAGACCAGGCUUGCCAAUGCUGAGGCAAAUCCGAGAAGCCCGUCGAAAAGAAGAAAAGCAACAGGAAGCUAAUUUGAAAAAUAAGCAGAAGAGUUUAAAAGAAGAAGAACAAGAGAGACGUGACAUUGGAUUGAAGAAUGCACUAGGCUGUGAAAACAAAGGGUUUGCUUUGCUCCAGAAGAUGGGCUAUAAAAGUGGUCAGGCCCUCGGCAAAAGUGGAGAUGGUAUUGUUGAACCAAUUCCUCUCAAUGUCAAAACAGGAAAAAGUGGCAUUGGUCAUGAGGCAUUACUAAAACGGAAAGCAGAGGAAAAAUUGGAAAGCUAUAGAAGAAAGAUUCACAUGAAAAAACAAGUUGAAGAAAGAGCUGCAGAACAGUUUCGAAUGCGACUUAAAAAUAAGCAAGAUGAAAUGAAGCUAGAAGGAGAUCUUAGAAGAAGCCAGAGAGCCUGUCAACAAUUGGAUACUCAGAAGAAUAUUCAGGUUCCCAGGGAGGCAUGGUACUGGUUGAGGCUUGAAGAGGAAACUGAAGAAGAGGAAGAGGAAGAAGAAGAACAAGAUGAAGAUGACUAUAAGAGUGAAGACUUAAGUGUACUGGAAAAAUUACAAAUAUUGACUAGUUAUUUAAGAGAAGAACAUCUGUAUUGUAUUUGGUGUGGAACAGCCUAUGAAGAUAAAGAAGACCUGUCUUCAAAUUGCCCAGGACCAACUUCUGCAGAUCAUGACUAAGAUUAUUCUCAAUAAAGUAGAAGCUUGGCAAAUGUUAGUGUUUCCUAAAGAUAGACAGUUGAGCAGUUAGAAUUUCCAAAUUUUUGAUACCAGUAAAGAAAGAGGGCCUUUAUAUGUUUCAUUGUUUUUGUACAUUAGAAGUACUUUGUACUUUAGAAUAUAAUUGUUCACUGGCUUCAAAAACAUAAUGGAAAGCCAUUUCAGAACACAAUUAUUAUAGACAUGGGCAAUUACAAUUUAUGACUCUUUUGUGACAUUUAUGGGAUUUAAGGACACCAACUCUCUUAUUCCCUUCUUCACUUUGGAACAAACUGAGAAAUAAGACAUGGGAGUUGGAGAUCAAAAUAUCAGCUUUAUUAUCGAUGAAAUAAAGAGCUAGUUGACUUGUU